Schistosoma bovis is the source of this 919-nucleotide messenger RNA. Lineage: Eukaryota; Metazoa; Platyhelminthes; Trematoda; Strigeidida; Schistosomatidae. The record is from the annotation of a GenBank genome assembly.
CGAGAAGGUGGUGAGUAAGACUUCCCUGGCAGAGGAUGUAUUGCUGGUUAGAUAAAAAAAGCCAACGGCCAUACCACGUUGGAAGCACCGGUUCUCGUUCGAUCACCGCAGUUAAGCAACGUUUUGAUAGUGGUUUCUUAAAUCUCAUUCUCUUUUAAAGAAUAACAGAUGGAAUCUAAAUUUUAAUACACAUUCACAAUUUAAGACUUUAAGUUUACUAUGUUUCACAUUUCACAAUGUGUCUUUAGAAUAUUUAACUUUUACCAAAAGCUCAUUAAGAAGGCCAGACAUCUCUCUCAUAUUACUUUCUUCAGUCUAGAAUAUAUAUGCCCGCGCACUUUGGCUCCAUCAUUUAUCAGCAUGUUACAUAUACUUUCUUAAUUUAUUUUAGUUUGAACUCGCUGAGAUCGAAGAAAAUAUGCUGAAUGUGCCAAUAAGCUGUGUGAAUAUUGUUCACAGUCCAGAUCUAGAAAAUAUACAAACACUUUUAAAUUACUAUGAAUUGAACGAAACAGAUGCAUCAAAUGAUUUUGAUGAUUCUAAGCAGAAUGUCGACACAAUGACAGAUGAGAAUUUAAAGGAUACUACUGAUUCACCUGAAGUUAGUUGGGAGGUGGCAGAAGGUCAGAAUCUUUCAUUCAGUAGUUUAAUAUAACACACAUAGUUUUAAUUUAAUAAAAUUUAUUCACUAAUUAUAAAAAGUAGUUUAACUAAACUAAAUAUUUCAAAAUUCCUGGUUAUUUGACAUGAUCACAGAAAAAAGUGGGAAAAACAGGAUUUUCAGUUCAUUUCGAGACUUUCUAUCAGCCACAAAUAAUAUAAAACCACAUUUAGUAACAUCAUUGCUUACACGUUUUUCAAAUACCUUACUUAUGCUAUUUGAACUCGACUUCCUUGAUGAUGAUGAUGAUGAUGAUGA